GUGUCAGUCCGAAGGAGUGGGUGGCCCUAGACCAGCCUUGUGAUGGAGAGGAGCCGGUGGACCUGUGCAAGACUGAAGGGGAGGAGCCGGUACACCUGUGCAAGACUGAAGGGGAGGAGCCGGUACACCUGUGCAAGACUGAAGGGGAGGAGCCGGUACACCUGUGCAAGACUGAAGGGGAGGAGCCGGUACACCUGUGCAAGACUGAAGGAGAGGAGCCGGUACACCUGUGCAAGACUGAAGGAGAGGAGCCGGUGCACCUGUGCAAGACUGAAGGAGAGGAGCCGGUACACCUGUGCAAGACUGAAGGGGAGGAGCCGGUACACCUGUGCAAGGCUGACGGGGAGGAGCUGGUACACCUUUGCAAGACUGAAGGGGAGGAGCCGGUACACCUGUGCAAGACUGAAGGGGAGG
Staurois parvus is the source of this 414-nucleotide messenger RNA. NCBI's taxonomy places the organism in Eukaryota, Metazoa, Chordata, Amphibia, Anura, Ranidae. The record is from the annotation of a GenBank genome assembly.